CCUAUGCUUCUGCACGGUGUACGGGACGCCUCCUUCCUUUGGUUUUUUUUUGCUAGUUUUUCUUUCGUCGUUUGCCUUUCUUUCGUUCUUUACGUUGUUUUUCUUGUUUACCCAAAAUUUUAUUUUGCAAUGGAAGAAGAAAAAAGGAAACUCUACAAUGCCAGAAAAAGAGAAAAGUAUCGCAGCAGUGACAAGUGCAAGAAAUUCGUUUGGACAGAGCCAGAUUCUGAUGAUUCUUUGGAAGUGGGAAAAAAAGAAAGGAAAAGAAAAGCUGCGGAUCGAAAACGGAUUGAGGAUAAAGACAGAAGUCGUGGGAAAGUACUGGCAUCAGCACCGCACCCUUACGUUGAUCAUGAAGAGGUAGUAAGCAAUGUUGUAGAAAAAAAAAAUACCACAGUGACAGAGGAUCGAAGGAGUUUGAACACUUCAAGAGAAGCUCCACUACCUAGUCAUCGCUAUACCUAUUCAAGACCCGGUGGUUUGACACAGGAUUUCUGUGAAGCAGAAAUCUUUGAAUCUGUAAUGCAACAGACUGAUAGAACCAACGAAGUUGGUUGUCUAUCUGAAUGGAAGAAAAGAAAGGCAUCCCAAAAGAAAAAAUGGAAUGAAAUGAGACCUGUUUACGCUGAAGCUCGUACAUCUAUUGAAUGUCCAGAUUUUAAUUGUUGUGCUAUUUGCUGUAGCUCAAUCAGCAACUUUGCUGUGUGUUGUAUCACAUGCAAAAGGGAAAUCUGUGUUUCAUGUGACAAGGAUUUUCAUGUCUCCCGUCCCUUUCAUCAAAGGACAUUUUACAUCAAGGAUGCAGUUGCAUCCCGUAAGCUGUUGCCUAGCAGCUUCGUUGACCGCGAUACCUAUGAAGUCAAUGCUCAAGGAAUACCAGUGCCAUGUCAGGUCCCUUCCUCCUGCCCCUCUUGUUUAAAGUCCGGGGCAUUGCGUCUGAAAGCGGGUAGUAAAGACAAAUAUGUUGUCACGUUAGAUGGCCGAUUCGACCUUAGUGCAACAAUCAUUACCUGUUCUAAUUGCAAUUAUUCGAAAGAAUUGAUGGAGAUCGAUUAUCUUCAUUCCCGUUGGUGGCCUGGUGCCGUAACUGGUUCCAGUUAUCUAUUCAGCGAAUCGCUGUUGGAGUUCUGGUGGAACUUAAAUCAUCAAUAUUUAGGUGCAUCAACCAACAAGUUCAUUGCCACCUUGAAUCGAAUGUCAAUAGCAGCUGGAAGGAAUGACACAAUUGAUGUGACUAUUUUCGAUAAAGCAAGUCGUGAGUACCAAGUGUAUCAUCAUGAAGUAGACAUUGGCAUUCGUCUACUAGACCUAACAAAAUGCCCCUCCUGCGGAGAUCCAGCGGACGACCCUGUACAUCCUCUUCAAACCGAAGAUGGAGUUGGGAUUAAAAAACGCCAUGCAUGUCUUGAUGGAAAUUUAAAAGUACCACGCCUUGAUUCUGCAAGUUGUGGGGAUGGUCAAUCUCUUCUUGGUGAUGCGGUUAUUGCUCCAAAUUGGAGAGUAAAUGAACACAUUUCAACUAUAAACACGAAUAUUGACCAGGGCCAGCGAAUAAAUCCGUGUGGAGGCGGUAUCUGGCAGGCAGCCAAAGAAACAUCAGUUGCUAAAAAAAAUUACAAGGAAACUGAACUUUUCAUUUCUUGUUGUCGUCACCUAAUGGUGUUGCUGGCAGUCAACAUGUUCGUGGGUGAAACAUACCGCCACGCCCACUUUUUGCAUGAAAAACUGUACGAAAAAGGAUACAGGGGACUAUCAGUGAAGACUUCAAAAACCGCUUUGCCCAUCUGA
Daphnia magna is the source of this 1788-nucleotide messenger RNA. RefSeq lists its product as uncharacterized. Lineage: Eukaryota; Metazoa; Arthropoda; Branchiopoda; Diplostraca; Daphniidae. The transcript has 9 exons. Bases 4 to 1788 code for a protein of 594 amino acids. The record is from RefSeq and is a predicted model, not a curated record.